Molecule: messenger RNA, 1607 nt
Organism: Drosophila bipectinata
Lineage: Eukaryota; Metazoa; Arthropoda; Insecta; Diptera; Drosophilidae
Gene: Act79B
Product: Actin 79B
Biological process (GO): mitotic cytokinesis
Source: RefSeq, a predicted model, not a curated record
GGUGGAUAGAGCGCAGAACGAAUCACUCUGAUUGCUGUCGCUGUUGGAUUUACACGUCUGAUUGCUCCGAACCGCCAAACCUAACCCAAACAAAAUGUGUGACGAAGAAGCAUCAGCCCUGGUGGUGGACAACGGAUCCGGAAUGUGCAAGGCCGGAUUCGCCGGAGACGACGCGCCCCGCGCCGUAUUCCCCUCGAUCGUGGGCCGUCCCCGUCAUCAGGGCGUCAUGGUGGGCAUGGGUCAGAAGGACUGCUACGUGGGUGACGAGGCGCAGAGCAAGCGAGGUAUCCUCUCCCUGAAGUACCCCAUCGAACACGGCAUCAUCACCAACUGGGACGACAUGGAGAAGGUCUGGCAUCACACCUUCUACAACGAGCUGCGCGUGGCCCCCGAGGAGCACCCCGUCCUGCUGACCGAGGCCCCCCUCAACCCCAAGGCUAACCGCGAGAAGAUGACCCAGAUCAUGUUCGAGACCUUCAACUCGCCUGCCAUGUAUGUUGCCAUCCAGGCCGUGCUCUCCCUGUACGCCUCCGGCCGUACCACCGGCAUCGUGCUCGACUCCGGUGACGGCGUCUCCCACACCGUGCCCAUCUAUGAGGGCUACGCUUUGCCCCACGCCAUCCUCCGAUUGGAUCUGGCCGGUCGCGAUCUGACCGACUACCUGAUGAAGAUCCUCACCGAGCGCGGCUACUCCUUCACCACCACCGCCGAGCGUGAGAUCGUGCGCGACAUCAAGGAGAAGCUCUGCUACGUGGCCCUGGACUUUGAGCAGGAAAUGGCCACCGCUGCCGCCUCCACCUCCCUGGAGAAAUCCUAUGAGCUUCCCGACGGUCAGGUGAUCACCAUCGGAAACGAGCGCUUCCGCACCCCGGAGGCCCUCUUCCAGCCCUCUUUCCUGGGCAUGGAGUCUUGCGGCAUCCACGAAACCGUCUACCAGUCUAUCAUGAAGUGCGACGUCGACAUCCGCAAGGAUCUCUAUGCCAACAAUGUGCUGUCCGGCGGUACCACCAUGUAUCCAGGUAUUGCUGAUCGUAUGCAGAAGGAGAUCACCGCCCUGGCCCCAUCGACCAUCAAGAUCAAGAUCAUUGCCCCACCUGAGCGCAAGUACUCCGUCUGGAUCGGCGGGUCCAUCCUGGCCUCGCUGUCCACCUUCCAGCAGAUGUGGAUCUCGAAGCAGGAGUACGACGAGUCCGGCCCCGGCAUCGUCCACCGCAAGUGCUUCUAAGCACUUGACCAUCCUGGCCAGAAUUAACAUCAUCUCCUCGACGGCGUGUCUGGUGUUUGUCUCUCGCAUAAGACACUCGCCCAGACACUGCCCCCCAGGAAGAGGACGCAGACGCAGUUCAGUGAAAAGUAUCUUUAAAAUUACAUUUAGUUGAUGAAGAAGUUUUAACAUUUAGAGAAAACAAGAGAAAGAGAAAAAGAAAGACCAGAAACGAGCGGGCAACGCCUUCUUUUUAUUACUCGUACCAUUGAUAUUUUUAUUUGAUUUGACUCGGAAUUCCCAUUGCCAUUGCCUGAUUCGCCACCCAGAGAUGAUGGCGAUGAUGAAAAAGUCUCGAAACAAUCGGUUGUAACGUGCAAUAAAAACCAAUAACCCAUGUGAA